ACAUAAACUCGAAAACGAAAGUCAAUAAGAUAUGUCCUUUUAUAAGCAAGCUGAAGAACAAGGCUUCUCUAGCUCUAGAUCUGCACUAUAACUAGAUCUAGAUCUCUAGAUUUUAAACGUCAGAUAGUCCUUUAAAUCCAGACAACAUUCUAACAUGUUAAAGCUUAUGCAGCGGUUCCCAUUCACUUGCGUUGUGAGGCACCAUGAUCUGUUAGCAAAAAAUAUUUCAACAGGCUCAAAGCUACAGAAGAGAUAUGAUCCUGUCUUGGAUAAAGUCCGUCAAGUUGUUUCAGAGAAAGAUGUGGCAAGCAAGGAAGAUGGUGCACCAUUUGAGUCUGGAUUAUCAUUGGGGACUACUUCAUUUCCAACAUCUGAGACACCUAAUCAGAUAUUCAAUGGCAUCAGAUUCUCAGAUAUUCCCAUAGUUCAUGUAAAAGCUACAUAUAACAAUACAAUACUAUCAGCAACAGAAGCCAAUGGAAGGGUUGUAUCUCUAGAAUCAGCUGGCACUGUAGGAUUUAGGAAUGCUAAAAAAGGAACCAAUGUUGCUGCUCAAGCUGCUGCUAUAGCAUUAGCAGGGAAUGUUUUGAAGAAAGACAUCACAACUGUGCGAGUUUGUUUAAGAGGAAUAGGCCCAGGAAGACUGCCUGCUUUGAAAGCUCUCCAACUCUCUGGUUUAAAUGUGGUUUCCAUCACAGAUACCACCAGACUGCCUCACAAUGGAAACAGACCUAAAAAAGCAAGAAGGCUAUAGUGCUGAUGCUAGAUGAUUUCAAAAUGUAUGCAGAAAUGUGCAUGACUGUGAGAGAAAAAGUUGUUUUUUUUAUACAACAAGGAUUGUUUGUGUCAUUUGAUGAAUUUAUAUAGCCAAAUGUUUUGUAUAUUAAAACAAACACACACACUCAA
Messenger RNA from Biomphalaria glabrata, 906 nucleotides. Its product is annotated as 28S ribosomal protein S11, mitochondrial-like. NCBI's taxonomy places the organism in Eukaryota, Metazoa, Mollusca, Gastropoda, Planorbidae. Bases 155 to 754 code for a protein of 199 amino acids. The record is from RefSeq and is a predicted model, not a curated record. Gene Ontology annotation, biological process: maturation of SSU-rRNA from tricistronic rRNA transcript (SSU-rRNA, 5.8S rRNA, LSU-rRNA); ribosomal small subunit assembly; translation. The transcript is spliced from 7 exons. Gene Ontology annotation, cellular component: ribosome; mitochondrial small ribosomal subunit. Gene Ontology annotation, molecular function: structural constituent of ribosome; mRNA 5'-UTR binding; small ribosomal subunit rRNA binding.